AUGGUUGGUAAGGGAUUAGGAAAAGGUGGUGCCAAGCGCCGAAAAUUGUUCCGUAAUACCAUCAAGGGGAUAACGAAGCCCGACAUCCGUCGACUUGCUCGCCGCGGCGGGGUUAAGCGCAUUUCUGCUCUGAUUUACGACCAAAUUCGCGACGUUCUGAAAGCUUUUCUUCGCAACGUCAUACGUAACGCCGUCACUUACAUGGAAUACGGCAAAAGAAGAAUUGUUACCGCCAUGGACGUGAUUUUUGCGCUCAAAAGACAAGAUCGGAUUCUCUACGGCUUCGAUUAA
Copidosoma floridanum is the source of this 291-nucleotide messenger RNA. RefSeq names its product histone H4 type VIII-like. The record is from RefSeq and is a predicted model, not a curated record. Gene Ontology annotation, molecular function: DNA binding; structural constituent of chromatin; protein heterodimerization activity. NCBI's taxonomy places the organism in Eukaryota, Metazoa, Arthropoda, Insecta, Hymenoptera, Encyrtidae.